Clunio marinus is the source of this 201-nucleotide messenger RNA. The record is from the annotation of a GenBank genome assembly. NCBI's taxonomy places the organism in Eukaryota, Metazoa, Arthropoda, Insecta, Diptera, Chironomidae.
AUGAAAUUUAAAAAACAUUUUUCAGCUCCUUUAGCUGUCAUACAAGUGACGAAUAAAACACAUCACAUGGCAAAGUACAAUUUAAACUUUUUUUCUUCAAUAUUUUGCUUCAAACCUUACGCGACUUUCACCACACAACAAUCAAAUAACAAGGAAAAGUUCUCCGUCACACAUACAUCGCCCAUUCUAAGCGAAACUUGA